AUGCCCGUCUUUGAGACGUUCCCCUCUCAUCUAUCGUCCUCUCAAGCACGUGCAGUCCGCGACGUCCUCCGAGGAUGCAUUCCCUGUAACAUCAUGUGCAUGAGAAUCAACUCCAUCGGCCACGUCCGCUACAAUCACGCUCACAGAAUUGACGGCCGCGUUAUCAACAUCGUCCUGCGCCGCACACUCGAAACAGAUCGCUACCAUGUUUUCAUCACCGAGCGCGAUUCUCUCGGAACAGACGGUGUCUCUGUGCCCUUCGGCCAUUUCCCCAUUCAUGACCGAAACCUCUGUCGUGUUCGCCACACUUGA
Molecule: messenger RNA, 312 nt
Organism: Trametes versicolor FP-101664 SS1
Lineage: Eukaryota; Fungi; Basidiomycota; Agaricomycetes; Polyporales; Polyporaceae
Exons: 3
Coding region: 1-312 (103 amino acids)
Source: RefSeq, a predicted model, not a curated record